UCCACCUGCAAAGGAGAAACAGGUUGGAGUGACGCAAAAAUAAAGAUAGCCAAAAGUUCCUCACUUGCCCGGAACCUGCCUGGUGAACUUCAAGAGCGGAACUUCAAGUGCCGAAACCGAGAGGAAGCAGGUCUGUCCGGACGCUUUAGACGGUGGAACGGGUGGAAGCAUCGAGCUACCGGAGUGUUGGUGUUGGGGUACUCGUGCAAGGGAGCGAGCGGGCGGCGGAUACCGGACAGAAGGCGCUCGGCGUGAGGAACGCAGGGGACCUGGCUUCCCAGACAAGCUGCUACUCGCCCCCCUGUGGCACAAGCAGGCCGACUGAUGGGCACCAUGGGGCCUUUAGAAGGAAGAAUGUAGCCUUGCUAAGAAUCUUAGAGAAUAGUCCGUGGUGUAGGACAUUCUGCAAGCUUUAAGAAGAUGCGCAGUUUAAGUAUGUGGACUUUCCAGUAAUAAGUUGCAGUGCAUUUGGCAGCUAACCACAAAUCCAGCAGUCAGGCUUGAGUGACUGCUUGUUUGCACUGCUGCACAUAGGAAUAGCUAUUUCUAUAGAUAGCAGUUUGGCUGCUGGUUGUUGAUAAAAAGCAGAUUAAAAAAUCAUGUCUGUUCAUGGUCUGGAAACUCAUCAUCCUACAUUCUUUCUUGGACCUGAGGAUGGAGAACCUUUGCAACACAUGAAACAUGAAGAAUUUGAUGACUUUGAUCAGGAUGAAGAAUAUGACUCCCCACCAGAAAGACAGAUUGUGGUUGGAAUUUGUGCCAUGGCCAAGAAGUCUAAGUCCAAGCCAAUGAGUGAGAUUCUAGGACGACUUUGCAAAUUCAAAUACAUCACUACUGUAAUUUUUGAAGAAGACACUAUACUAAAUGAACCAGUGGAAAAAUGGCCACUUUGUGAUUGCCUCAUCUCUUUCCAUUCAAAAGGAUUUCUUUUGGACAAAGCAGUGGCCUAUGCAAAACUCAGAAAUCCAUUUGUUAUUAAUGAUUUGAACAUGCAAUAUGAUAUUCAAGACAGGAGAGAAGUUUAUCGAAUUUUGAAAGAGGAAGGGAUUGAACUGCCACGCUAUGCAAUUUUAAAUCGUGAUCCAGAUAAACCUGAAGAAUGCAAUUUGAUAGAGGGUGAAGAUCAUGUAGAGGUCAAUGGCGACAUCUUUCAAAAACCAUUUGUGGAGAAACCAGUGAGUGCAGAGGACCACAAUGUUUACAUUUAUUAUCCAACAAGUGCUGGAGGGGGAAGCCAAAGACUCUUUCGAAAGAUUGGAAGUAGAAGCAGUGUCUAUUCUCCUGAAAGCAGCGUCCGAAAAACUGGAUCAUAUAUAUAUGAGCAAUUUAUGCCAACAGAUGGUACAGAUGUGAAGGUUUAUACAGUUGGUCCAGAUUAUGCUCAUGCAGAGGCACGCAAAUCUCCUGCUCUGGAUGGCAAGGUGGAACGUGACAGUGAAGGGAAGGAAGUUCGAUAUCCUGUCAUACUAAAUGCUAGAGAGAAGUUAAUUGCUUGGAAGGUUUGCCUCGCUUUUAAGCAAACAGUCUGUGGCUUCGAUCUCUUAAGAGCUAAUGGCCAAUCCUAUGUCUGUGAUGUUAAUGGCUUUAGCUUUGUGAAGAAUUCCAUGAAGUAUUAUGAUGAUUGUGCUAAGAUUUUAGGAAACAUCAUCAUGCGAGAGUUAGCUCCACAAUUUCGUAUCCCAUGGUCUAUCCCUACUGAAGCAGAGGACAUCCCUAUUGUACCCACCACAUCUGGCACUAUGAUGGAGCUCCGUUGUGUGAUUGCAGUCAUAAGGCAUGGGGAUCGAACUCCAAAGCAAAAAAUGAAAAUGGAAGUGAGGCACCAGAGAUUUUUUGAUCUCUUUGAGAAAUAUAAUGGAUGCAAAGCAGGAAAAAUAAAGCUCAAGAAGCCAAAACAGCUACAGGAAGUCUUGGAUAUUGCAAGGCAUCUUUUGGCAGAACUGGGUCAGAAUAAUGACUCAGAAAUAGAAGAAAGUAAAUCAAAACUUGAGCAACUUAAAACAGUGCUUGAAAUGUAUGGCCAUUUUUCUGGAAUAAAUCGUAAAGUUCAAUUAACAUACCUGCCCCUUGGGUGUCCAAAGACUUCAAGUGAAGAAGAUGAAAACAAGAAGGAAGAGCCUUCUCUGCUGCUGGUGUUAAAGUGGGGUGGAGAGCUGACUCCAGCAGGCAGGGUCCAAGCUGAAGAGCUAGGUCGUGCUUUCAGAUGUAUGUAUCCAGGAGGACAAGGAGAUUAUGCAGGAUUUCCAGGCUGUGGUUUGCUACGAUUGCAUAGUACAUAUCGUCAUGAUUUGAAGAUCUAUGCUUCAGAUGAAGGGAGAGUUCAGAUGACAGCGGCAGCAUUUGCUAAGGGAUUGCUUGCGCUGGAAGGGGAGCUAACCCCAAUUCUUGUACAGAUGGUUAAAAGUGCUAACAUGAAUGGCUUGUUAGACAGUGACAGUGAUUCCCUGAGUAGUUGUCAGCAGCGAGUUAAAGCUCGGCUUCAUGAGAUUCUGCAGAAAGACCGAGACUUCACUGUUGAAGAUUAUGAAAAGCUUGCUCCAACUAGAAACAGUUCUAUAAUUAAGUCAAUGCAGUUUAUCAAAAAUCCUGUUAAAACCUGUGAUAAGGUCUACACCUUGAUUCAGAGCCUGACAUCCCAAAUUAGGCAGAGGAUGGAAGACCCUAAAUCAGCUGACAUUCAGCUUUAUCAUAGUGAAUCGCUUGAAUUGAUGCUUAGACGAUGGGCUAAAUUAGAAAAGGAUGUCAAAAUGAAGAAUGGUCGAUAUGAUAUAAGUAAAAUUCCUGAUAUCUAUGACUGCAUAAAAUAUGAUGUUCAGCACAAUAGUUCCUUAAAACUGAAUGAUACAAUGGAACUGUAUCAGUUAUCAAAAUCACUGGCUGACAUUGUCAUACCUCAGGAAUACGGUAUUACGAAGGAUGAGAAAUUGGAUAUUGCCAAAGGGUAUUGUACUCCUUUGAUUAGAAAAAUUCGUUCCGACUUACAGAGAACGCAGGAUGAUGACACCGUUAAUAAGCUCCAUCCACUAUACUCAAGAGGAGUGAUGUCCCCAGAGCGACAUGUUCGUACUCGGUUGUAUUUUACUAGUGAGAGCCAUGUACAUUCACUUCUCUCUUUAUUGCGCUAUGGUGCCCUAUGUGAUGAGGUCAAAGAUGAGCAAUGGAAAAGGGCAAUGGGCUAUCUAAAUUAUACCAGUGAACUUAAUUAUAUGACGCAAAUUGUUAUCAUGUUGUAUGAAGACCCAAACAAGGACCUUACCUCAGAAGAACGAUUUCAUGUUGAAUUGCACUUUAGCCCUGGUGCUAAAGGGUGUGAAGAAGAUAAGAAUCUUCCAUCAGGUUUUGGAUAUAGACCAGCAUCUCGUGAGAAUGACAGUGGAGCCAAAGUCUUCCUGAAUAGUGAAAAUGAUGAGGAGUCUGUUUCAAGAAGGGAAGCUGCUGAAAAAUCCACAGUGUCGUUCAGGCCAAUGGUCUCAGAUCCCAUUUAUAUACAUCGAAAAUCCCCACUGCAACGAUCCAAGAAAAUAGGCUCAGUGGAAAUCCUUUCUCUCGUACAAAGUAUUACCACCAUUUACUGUAUCAUUAGGCACAUUUUGUUGAAGAUGUUUUGCAGUUUGUGCUGGACACUGUUUUAUAACCACCUAUUUAAAAGAGGAUAAUUACAAAAAAAAUCUGCCAAUAAGAAACUGAUUUAUCAGCACAGCAACCUGUGAAAGAAUGUCUGAACAUGGUAAAAUUGUCAGAUUAAGUGACUGAAGUAAGAUGAUAUUUUUCAGGACCAUGAGACAUCGGAGCAGAAUUAAGCCAUUCAGCCCGUUGAGUCCACUCUGCUAUUUCAUCAUGGCUGAUCCCAGAACUCUUUCAACCCCAUACAUAUGCCCUCUCACCAUAUCCCCUGAUGCCCCGACUAAUCAGGAAUUUAUCAACUUCUGCUUUGAAUAUACCAACAGACUUGGUCUCCACCACAGUCUGUGACAGCGUUCCACAGAUUCACCAAUCUCUGGCUAAAAAAAAUUCCUCCUUACCUCUGUUCUAAAAGGUCACCCUUCAAUUUUGAGGCUGUGCCCCCUAGUUCUUGAUACCCCCCCAUCACAGAAAACACCCUCUCCACACCCACCUUAUCUAGUCCUUUCAACGUUCAACAUUCAGUAGGUUUCAAUGAGAUACUCCCGCAUUCUUCUAAAUUCCAGCAAGUACAUGACCAAAGCUGCCAAAUAGUCCUCGUAUGUUAACCUAUUCAUUCUGGAAUCAUCCUUAGUGAACCUCCUUUGGACUCUCUCCAAUGACAAUACAUCUUUUCUGAGAUAAGGGGCCCUAAACUGUUGACAAGUUUCCAAGUGUGGCCUGACCGGUGUCUUAUAAAGCUUCAGUGUUAUCUCCUUGUGCUUAUAUUUUAUUCCCCUUGAAACUCCUUGAAAUAAAUGCCAACAUUGCACUUUUCUUCUUUACCACAGACUCAAACUGUAAAUUAACGUUCUGGGAGUCUUACAUGAAGACUCCUAAGUCCUUUUGCACUUCUGAUCUUUGAACCUUCUCCCAUUUAGAUAAUAGUCUUCACCAUUGUUCCUUUUACUUAAAUGCACUAUCAUACAUUUCCCAACACUGUAUUCCAUCUGCCACUUUUUUGCCCAUUCUUCCAGUUUGUCUAAAUCCUGUUGCAAUCGCAUUGCUUCCUCAGCACUACCUACCCCUCCACCGAUCUUCAUAUCAUCCGCGAACUUUGCCACAAAGUCAUCAAUUCCACUAUCUAAAUAAUUGACAAACGGUGUGAAAAGUAGCAGCCCCAGUACUGAUCCCUGAGGAACACCACUAGUCACUGGCAGCCAAUCAAAAAAGGCCACUUUUAUUCCCACUCACUCCCUCCUGCCUGUCAGCCAUUCCUCUAUCCAUGCCAGUAUAAUUCCUGUAACACCAUAGGAUUUUAUCUUGUUAAGCAGCUUCAUAUGAGGCACUUUAUCAAAUGCCUUCUGAAAAUCCAAGUAAAUGAUAUCCACUGCCUCUCCUUUGUCCACCCUGCUUGUUACAGAUUUGUCAGGCACGGUUUCCCUUGACAGAAACAAUGCUGACUUUCACUUAUUUUAUCAUUAGUCUCCAAGUACCCCAAAACCUUGUCCUUAACAAUGGACUCCCAACACUUUCCCAACCACUGAGGUUCGGGUAACUGGCCAAUAAUUUCCUUCCUUUUGUCUUCCUCCCUUCUUAAGGAGUGGAGUGACAUUUGAAAUUUUCUAGUCCACUGGGACCAUGCCAGGAUCAAGUAAUUCUUGAAAGAUUAUGACCAAUGCAUCCAUUAUCUUUUCAGCAACCUCUUUCAGGACUCUGGGAUGUAGUCCAUCUAGUGCAGGUGAUUUAUCCACUUUAAGACCUUUGAAUUUGCCUAGCACUUUUUCCUUUGUAAUAGUAAAGGCAUUCAGAUCUGCUCCCCGACACUCACAGACCUUUAGCAUACAGCUAGUGUUUCCACAGUAAAGACUGAAGUAAAGUACUUGUUAAGUUCUUCUGCCAUUUCUUUAUCCCCCAUUACUACCUCACCAGCAUUAUUUUCUAGUGGCCCAUAUCAACUCUCACCUCCCUUUUAUUCUUUUUAUAACUGAAAAAUCUUUUAGUAUCCUGCUUUAUAUUAUGAGUAGUUUGCCCUCAUAUUUAAUCCUUUCUCUUAUAGUUUUUUUAGUUACCUUUUGGGAUUUUAAAAGCUUCCCAAUCAAUCAACUUCUCACUCACAUUUGCUACCUUAUGUGCCUUUUCCUUGGCUUUUAAGCAGUCCUUAACUUCCCUUGUCAGCCAUGGUUGCCUACCCCUGCCAUUUGAGAACUACUACUUCUGUGGAACAUAUCUAUUCUAUCCUGUGCCUUGUGAACUAUUCUCAGAAACUUCACCCACCUCUGUUCUGCCAACCUCUCAGCCAGUAUCUCCCUGCAAUCCACCUGGGCAAGCUCUCUUUCUUGCCUCUGUAAUUCCCUUUAUUCCAUUGUGAUACUAAUACAUAUGACUUAUGCUUCUUCUCAAAUUGCAGUAUGAAUUCAAUCAUAUGAUCACUGCCUCCUAAGGGUUCCUUUACAUUAAGCUCCCUAAUAAGAUGGGGUUAUUACACAAUACUCAAUCUAAGAUGGCCUUUCCCCGAAUAGACUCAAGCACAAGUUGCUCUAAAAAGCAUUCAACAAAUAGACAUUCAACAAACCCCCUCUCUUGCGAUCUGACACCAACCUGAUUUUCCCAAUCCCCUUGCAUAUUGAAGUCCCCCAUUACAAUUGUGACAUUACCCUUGUUACAUGCCCUUUCCAGCUCCCUUUGCAAACUCAACCCCACAUCUUGUCUACUAUUUGGAGGCCUAUAUAUGAUUCGCAUAAUAGGUUUUUUUUAUGCUUACAGUUUCUUAACUACACCCACAAAUAAUUGACAUUCUCUGACCCUAUGUCACCUCUUUCUAAAGAUGUAAUUUCGUCUCUUACCUAUAGAGCCACACCACUGCCAUAUCCUUUGAUGUUAAAUUCCCGACUAUGACCUUCUUUCAGCCACUACCAUUAAGAACAGUUCUUUCAGAAUCAUAACACAAAAGACUCGAACUUUGAAUAUUGUGUUGCUGUAACUGUACGAUAAUAGCAUUUAACCAAUUUAAACUCAAAGUAUAAAAAAAGUUAAUAAAUGAAUGAUUUGCUGGUGCAGUGACAAGUUAUCUUAAUCAGUGUUUCUACACCAAUGUUCUAAAACUGAAUAGAUUCCAUUUGUAAAUUUGUAAUUAUUAUGUAAAAUAAACACAGCUCAAGUAUAUUUUUAAAAGGACAGAAUUGAAACCUAGUGAGAUUAUGCUAAAUUGUAUUGAACCUAAAAUUAAUAUUAAUCUGUAUUAUCUUGUUAUGCAAAGAAUAGAGAGAUGCUGGAGAUGAUAUGACAGUAAUUACAGGAUUGGUACCAAAAUGCAAUGAGCAGGUUCAGAUGAAAAUUCUAAUAUCCUUUCUUUUAAAAAAGUUAAUGUUCUUUAUAGAGAUCUUCAUGAUUAUAAAAGCUUUCUAUAGACCUCAGUAUGUUUGUGGGAUUAAUAAAACUGGAGGUCAUCAAUAUAAGAUAACCACCAAGAAAUCAAAUAAGGAAAUCAUAAUAGUGAAUUUGCAUCUAGGACUUUGGAAGACUCUUCCUGACUCAAUGAGUGGCAAGAAUGUGGAAUUUUUCACAGCAGGGUGUGAUGCAGACAAAUAUUAUUGAUGUAUUCAAGGAAAAGCUAAAUAAGCAUAUGGGGAAUAAUCAAAGUAGAACACUGUGUUACGAAUUAAAAUAGGAAAUACUGCAAGAGGCUUAAUUGGAGCAAACAAAAUUGGUUAAACUGAAUAACUUGAAGUUGAUUUCACCUUGGCUUUUCAACUUAAAGGCUGAGUUAAGUAUUAAGAAAUAUAUGGUAUCUGAAGGUUUUUAAUAGGACGAUUAUCCGACAGUUCAAUUCCUAUCACCAGCUGUCUACUUAAAGUGCUUUUGAAGUACACUGGUUUAUUUUGGAGUGCAUCUGUAGUUUGUGAGUAAAGGACAACAAAACUAAAUUUAUUUAUUUAGUAUUAUCUAUGGAUCUGUUUUCCUUUUUGUUUGUUUUCUAUAAUAGUUAUAAUUGAAUGUAGGUAUUUAACAAAAACUGACUAGCUAAACCGUUAUAGGUAGUUUUAAAUCUAUUCAUCUUUUUUUCUCCAGUCCUGCCGAAGGGUCUCGGCCCAAAACAUCAACUGUACUUUUUUCCGUAGAUGCUGCCAGGCCUGCUGAGUUCCUCCACCAUUUUGUGUGUGUUGCUUGGAUUUUCAGCAUCUGCAGAUUCUCUCUUGUUUAUUAUAGAUAACGUGUGUUCUGACUAUUUAUAGCUCUAAUGCAAACAAGACAAAAUCAGCAGAUGCUGGAAAU
Mobula hypostoma (lesser devil ray) is the source of this 7875-nucleotide messenger RNA. It is a transcript of the gene ppip5k2, whose product is annotated as diphosphoinositol pentakisphosphate kinase 2. The record is from RefSeq and is a predicted model, not a curated record. Gene Ontology annotation, biological process: inositol phosphate biosynthetic process; inositol metabolic process. The transcript has 25 exons. The coding region runs from base 600 to 3656 and encodes 1018 amino acids. Gene Ontology annotation, molecular function: diphosphoinositol pentakisphosphate kinase activity; inositol hexakisphosphate kinase activity; 5-diphosphoinositol pentakisphosphate 1-kinase activity. Gene Ontology annotation, cellular component: cytosol. NCBI's taxonomy places the organism in Eukaryota, Metazoa, Chordata, Chondrichthyes, Myliobatiformes, Myliobatidae.